This is a messenger RNA of Helobdella robusta, 525 nucleotides long. RefSeq lists its product as hypothetical. The transcript has a single exon. Bases 1 to 525 code for a protein of 174 amino acids. The record is from RefSeq and is a predicted model, not a curated record. Gene Ontology annotation, biological process: protein polyubiquitination; protein monoubiquitination. Lineage: Eukaryota; Metazoa; Annelida; Clitellata; Rhynchobdellida; Glossiphoniidae. Gene Ontology annotation, molecular function: ubiquitin protein ligase activity.
AUGAACAGCCACAUGUGUUCAGCAAACAGUUGCCUUUUCGAGAAUUGUUUUAAAGCCGAAAGAAUUAUUAAAUACAUCAAAACUGGCUCGAUAUCAGAUUCACUCAGCCAAGCUGUCAACAAUGAUCAACUAGAACAUGAGAAAGAAACGUGCAGCAUUUGUUUAGAAACAAUUGAAACAAACUUUGCAUACCUGGACGCAUGUUCGCACGGCUUCUGCAGGGCGUGCAUCGACCAGUGGAGAGUGGAGAGGACAACAUGCCCACUCUGCCGUUCCCCAUCCCUCCUCACCAUCUACACCACCAUCAGGGCUACCAGGGAGGAAGUCAGUUAUUUGGCAGAACAACACUUCCUAUGCCCAUUCAUUCAGCCGCCUGAACGCCAAAUAAAAUACAGCCCUAGAGUCAUCGAACACUAUCUCAACAUCAUGAGGUGCAACGUACCUAUUGAUCAGAUGUUUGCUCCAGAUAAAUUGUUGGAUGCUGUGCAACAAAUUUAUGAUUACGUCUUUACACAGAGAACUUAA